Molecule: messenger RNA, 1947 nt
Organism: Manduca sexta (tobacco hornworm)
Lineage: Eukaryota; Metazoa; Arthropoda; Insecta; Lepidoptera; Sphingidae
Product: protein EFR3 homolog A
Exons: 3
Coding region: 195-1796 (533 amino acids)
Biological process (GO): protein localization to plasma membrane
Cellular component (GO): plasma membrane
Source: RefSeq, a predicted model, not a curated record
CAUAGCAAGUCAAAACGAAAUAAAUAUCACGUUAUAAUUUUCUAAGUAGUGAAUAAAAUAGAUACCAACUAGCUUCAACUCGACAUUUUAUAGUUACUUAUUUUACAAUAAAGUGUUUUAUGUUCAUCAGAUUUUUUAGUACAAACAUCGUAACAGAUUUCAGAUUAGUUAGUUACAUAGGGACAGCAAAAUAAAUGUUCAUGUCUCACAAACAUAAAUCACUCACUGGAGUAGAUUUACAAGAAAAAAUUAACCAAUUGCAUCAAGCAUAUAUGCCGAUGGAUUUGAGCUCUGUAUUUUAUCACAGCAAAGUAAAUGCUAUUAAGAAAUUAGAGUAUAUAUUACGUUACUCCAGUCGGACUGCGUUACAAGACGCGGAUUAUGAGGAACUAAUCUUGUGUGCCCUGACAUUGGUAUAUUUUUUUGGUAUGAGACUAAAAUUGCGUCAACUUACUUCACAUUAUGGUUACUGGUGCGGCAAACGUCAUUUCAAUAAAGCGGAGUCAGUUUUCCAGAUGACAAUGGACCAACUGCACCCAGAACGCAGCGAUGUUACUAUAAAAAUAACGUUGAAUUUCUUCACAACAGUUUCUUUGUGGCCCUUCGAAAGUUUUGUAGAGCAAAUAUUAGAAGUAGUACUCUACUAUAACAGAGGGAAAACUACGCUUUUUAACCUAAUGCUAACAGAUAUUCAUUGUGUUUUGUUUAAAGAUGUCAAGUCAGCCAGGCAUCGAAUGAGAGUUCUCUAUGAACUACUUAAAAGUACAAAUUGGAUAAUCGACAAACAGAAACUGCUGCCAUUUGUUACACGUUUACUCGACUUCUUUGCUUAUAGCAUAGCUAAAGGCGAUUCUAAGAUAUCAGCUUACGGUUAUCUACGAAAGGGUUUCGAAGUCUGCUUACGACGGAUUUUCGAAAGAGUGGAAAACCAACAUCGUCUAAUGAUCAUAACAACAAUGCUCAAUUGGUUUUCAAUGGUGAAUAUGAGUGAUGAUGAUGUUCUAGAAUUUUCCUCUUUACUAGAUCGAGCUGCCGAGCUGUAUAAAGUUGGGCAAUACACUGAGAGCUUUCGCGAAGGAGUUUUUGAACACGUUUUAGUAAAUUUGGUUGGAUCUACGAAUGCGCUGUACAGCAUUGUGGGAUGUCGUUUACUGCACAGAUUUUUAGACCGACAGAACAAUGCUGAGUACUUGACAGUGCCGUCUUUAUAUUAUGAGUUUUCACAGGUUCGACUUAAAGUAGGAUGUUAUGAUAGCUACGAUAAAACAUUUAUACGAAAUCAUCGAGACAAAUUCCACGAAUUCUUUUUAAAGGCGGUGAAGCUACAUUGUAACAAUAGCGGUAACUUGAAAGCAAUUUUCGUGGUAGUAUGUUUGGUUAUAUUGGAGGUCCCUUGCGGCCUAACAGCUGCAGCAGCCGCUUGUAUAGUUAUGACCAUUCAGGACUUUGCUCUCAACGGAGAGAACUUGACUGCAACGUGCCGGUAUUGGAUGCACGCGAUUGUAAUAUCGGUCAUGUCUUUGAUAUGCUGGGUGCACAAGGCGCCUGUACUUUACCGAUACGUAAAUCAAAUAAUAUCAAGACGGGCGAAAGAGGCUCCACAGUUGAAUCCACCUCUGAUGCAGAUUUACAACAUCGGCCGCCAUCAUGUAACGUGGAAUAAACCGACAUUAUUCUUCGAAGAUUGGGAGUUGCGAUACGGUCUUUGGAAACAUUUCAAAGAUGCACAGUUCCCCACGAAGAAACUUCAAAGCAAAUUAGGUAAAAAGGCGCCGUCUAUGGAUUUGCGAUAUUAAAUUAAUUAAAGUUGCAAGUAAAUUAGGUAAUUGGAGAAAUUUUGACUUUACGCGCGAUCAAGAACUGUCCGAAAAUAACCUACUAUACAUGUGGAAAGCCUAUUAAUGGACGCGACCCAGCCUGCUCCAACUCCAUACAACGAUAUUAAAU